Oldenlandia corymbosa var. corymbosa is the source of this 651-nucleotide messenger RNA. Lineage: Eukaryota; Viridiplantae; Streptophyta; Magnoliopsida; Gentianales; Rubiaceae. The record is from the annotation of a GenBank genome assembly.
AUGAAGAAGGGGAAUGUGAAGUCUUUUAAUCCCAUCGCAGGUAGCAGUUCGAGCUUUGGCAACCAACAAUGGAAGCGGCGACCUGAAAAGACAGCUCCGCCAUCGAAGCAUCAGAAGACAUCCCAGUUUCCUUAUGCUCAAGAAAGAGAGAAUCUUUUUAACAGUAGUGCUAUGGUGGAAGUUGUCAUAGUUGCUAUGGGUACAGCAACCGAAAGCCGUGCUAAGUGUCGAGUUGCUCAAAGGAAAAUAAGCAACCUUGUCCAGGUGACAUCCAUCUCUUCUACUGCUAUGCCAACUCCAAAAAAUAAAUUGCUAUUAAGUUCCUUGAAGAAUAUACCCACUAUUUCUAUGGUUCUGUCGAGAUGUUCUUUGGAUAAUGCAAAGCCUACAAUUAGGAAACAUGAUAGAAGGGAAUAUAGCAAUUGGAGUUGGUCACAAUCAUCACUGAGGGAGAAAUCUAAUUGUAAAUCAAAGAAACCAAAAAUGUUGCAGGCGUGGCGAAAAGUGAUACCCGAUUUGCCUAUGGAAAUAGAUGCUACUAAUGGCACUAUAAGAAUGGAUAGGAAUGGUGUUGAGCCUACGAUGUCCAGCUCCCCCAUAUCAGAGGGCACACUCGAACCUCAAAGAGGAGUGAAAUCAGUCUAUCAUUAG